UGGAAUAAGACCAUGAAGCCACCCGAAACUUUGACAUCUUCAUUGGCUCAACAAAUAAAGUGCGUGAAUAAAAUUUUGUAAUUUUGCCAAAAUGGAAUUUACAGAAGAUAGUGAAAAUUUAUUUCUUGACACAUCAAUUGUCAAGGAAGAGUAUGGAAUUAGAGAUGGAGGUGAAGUGGAAUUUAAAGUGAAUAAUGGUGAGUUUGUUGAAUACAUCACAUCAUCAUCUGCGGUGGACAUAAAAGAAGAGCCAGUGGAUACGACUUCGAUAAAAGAAGAAGAAACUAUCAGUAACUUCUUGCCAACAACACAAAAAAAACGUUCCAAGUCACAGUCUUCAAAGAAUAACCAACCUGAGAAGGAACUUGCAUGUCCAGUAUGUGAUAAAAAAUUCAAAUGCUUGAGAUAUUUGAAGAGACACGAAACAAUUCACAUCGAAGAUAGGCCCUCAUUUGCUUGUAAGCUCUGCAGCAAAGUCUUCAAAUGGAGCAAAAAUUUAGCAGCUCAUCGGAAAAUCUGUGCAGCCCUCCAAACCGCAGCUGCAAUUCCCGAUGCAAAGAAUAUCCCCCCUUUGAGGCUCUUUGAGUGUGCUCUGUGUGGAAAACAAUUUGCCUACAAGCAGGAACUGAGGUCCCACAUCUGGAUCCACAUAAAAGACAGACCAAAGUAUUUUUGCAAAAUUUGUGGCAAUAAAUACAACACAACUCAAUCUCUUGGACAGCAUGCUAAGUCAUGUGUGAAGAUGAAGGAACUCCCACACUUGCCAUGCCUAAAGUGUGGAAAUAAGUUCCAUAAGGUGACGUCCUUGGCACAGCAUGAAAGGAUGUGCAACAAACCGCGUAAGCAGAAGGACAACAGCAAAGGAUGCAAGAUAUGUGGGAAAGAAUUUACAAACUACUAUGAAUACAAAAAUCACUCAAAUAUGCAUGCAAAAGAGAGGCUCAAAUAUUCCUGCCCCUGUGGCAUUAGUUACUACUGGGCCAGUAACUUAAGACGGCACAAAAAGACAUGCAGCAAAUCUGUAAUAGUGCUGAAUUUUUUCUGCAGAACCUGUGGAAGUGGAUUCGAAGAGGAAUCAACUAAAAAUGAGCAUGAACAGUUUUGUAAUCCACAAGAUCACGUUACGUAUGAAACUUCAAUACAAAAUACAAUAUGGCUCCCGGUUACUCAAAAUUCAACAUGGCGUCCAGAAACGGACGUUGGGAAUGGCGAACAGGUUAUGAAAACGGAUUUUGAUCAGUUCAUUUGUGAGGAAAUCGAAGAUUCUUCUUAAAUAUUCCACUUUGCAUGAAAGAAAUUUACAAAUUUCGAAAUUCCAUUAAAUUAAGGUUAUUUUUUUGAGCAUCAUUUACUAAAUUAAAAUGUAUGAAUCGUUUGAAUAAAAAUUUGUACAUAGAAAAGAAAA
Molecule: messenger RNA, 1405 nt
Organism: Lutzomyia longipalpis
Lineage: Eukaryota; Metazoa; Arthropoda; Insecta; Diptera; Psychodidae
Product: zinc finger protein 383-like
Exons: 2
Coding region: 92-1273 (393 amino acids)
Biological process (GO): regulation of transcription by RNA polymerase II
Cellular component (GO): chromosome
Molecular function (GO): chromatin insulator sequence binding
Source: RefSeq, a predicted model, not a curated record